CUGACCAAGAAAUAAGUCAACUCGCAGCUGGCGAGAAUAUGAGCGAAAGGCAAUCGGAGAACGACAUGGGCUGUCUUUGGUCCCCCAAGGAGAAGCAGAGUGGAUUAAACACGAAUUAAUGUGGAAUUUAUCACAGUUUAAAGGUGGAACGACGACCGGACACAGCGCUUUCUCGCCAGGGACUGACUGAUCAUGGUCGCCGUGGUCCGCUCUCUCAUGGUACUGCUGCUCGCUCAGGUGCUGCUGGAAGGUGCUGCGGGACUCAUCCCGGAGGUUGGCCGAAGGAAGUUCAGCGAAUCUGGGAAGCAGAGCCCGGAGCGGUCGGAGAGCUUCCUCAACGAGUUUGAGCUUCGGCUUCUCAAAAUGUUCGGCUUGGGCCGCAGACCGACCCCCAGCAAAAACGCCGUGGUGCCCCAGUACAUGGUGGACCUUUACCACAUGCACUCUGCGAACGGAGACCACAGCACUAAACGGACCAAGAGUAUGGGGAAGCACGCAGAGAGGGCCGCCAGCAAGGCCAACACAAUUAGAAGCUUUCACCAUGAAGAAUCAAUGGAAGCCCUGGCCAGCCUGAAAGGCAAAACAACCCAGCAAUUCUACUUCAACCUCACUUCAAUCCCUAAAGAAGAGCUGAUAACUUCUGCAGAGCUCCGCAUUUACAGGGAUCAGGUCAUUGGAGCUGCACCCCCGAACAGCAGCGCUCUAGCUGGAGGCCUCCAUCGUAUCAACAUUUAUGAAAUCUUCGGAGUUCCAGUAGGCUCUAACAGCACAGAACCUCUGGUCCGUCUGCUGGAUACCCGGCUGGUUCAGGACUCUUUGAGUCGCUGGGAGAGUUUUGAUGUGAGUCCUGCUGUUUCUCAAUGGACAUCAGGGCAAGGCCCCAACCAUGGCUUUAUGGUGGAGGUGCUUCACCCAGAGCAUGAGGAGAUGGACUCAGAGCAUUCCCAGAGACGAAACAAGCAUGUCAGGGUGAGCCGGUCCCUCCAUCAGGACCAGGACUCAUGGCCACAGGCCCGACCCUUGCUGGUAACGUACGGUCAUGACGGCCAUGGGGAUUCAGUACUCCAUACACGGCAAAAAAGGCAAGCACUCCGGAAACAGCGCAGGAAGCAUCCGCACAAGGCGAGCUGCAAAAGGCAUACCCUGUAUGUAGACUUUAGCGACGUGCAAUGGAACGAGUGGAUAGUGGCACCUGCUGGCUACCAUGCCUAUUACUGCCAGGGGGAAUGCCCCUUUCCAUUACCUGACCACCUUAAUGCAACAAAUCAUGCCAUUGUGCAGACUCUUGUCAACUCCGUCAACCCAAGCAUCCCCAGAGCCUGUUGUGUGCCCACAGAACUCAGUGCCAUUUCGCUGCUUUACCUGGACGAAUAUGAGAAGGUGAUUCUGAAAAAUUACCAGGAUAUGGUGGUGGAGGGCUGUGGCUGUCGAUGAAAAAUGGAUUGGGUGAACUUAAAGUGAAAGUGGACACCAGAGAAAGACAAAGUGAAUAAACUUUACUAUGGACACCCAGUUUCUCAAUGAAGACAUUUAUUUAUAUGAAAGAAACAGAAAAUAGAGAUAUUGAGUGCAAGUCCUUAAAGUUUAUAUAUAAAUAUAUUUAUGUCUACAUAAAGUUGGGAAAGUUUUAAUCAAAGGAAUAUUCCUUAACUGGUUCUAAAAAAGCAUUUCUGUUGUACGUAAUGAAAUGGGUGCAAUACCACAUGAAGUAUAAUGCUGAGAUGUUUAUAUUGUAUUUAUUACUAUUAUAACCACUCUAUUUGUAAAUAAAUAAUGUGUAUUUAUCAUAAAAACAUACAAUUAGUCCAGUUUUCUAAGAUCAGCACCAGCUGUAUCUGGGAGGGGGCCUGGAAAGAGCGUGAAGACGUGUGGUUGGUGUAAAGAUGGGUUUAAGUGCUGACUACAAAGAAUAUAACACUGCACUAAUUGCAACUAAAGCAAUGAAAUAUUUGGGUAAAUGUAAUUGGAAACCGAAAGCAAAGAUCACUGGUGUAACAAGCUGCAAUGUAGAGCCGGGUCACACAACAAUUUUCAUGCCCACAAAUGUAAUAGACUCCCAAGGGAGGAUUAGAAAAACAGCCAAGUGUGUUUUCAUACAUUACAUGUCACUGCAAAGAUUCCUGGGAACAAUCUUCCAAGAGCGAGCUCUCAUGUUUAUUCUUCCCCAAACCAAUAUUAUCAGAGGAGAAAGAGUGGAACUGCAGCGCUUCUGUGCAAGCUUGGAUGGGUUUAUUUACAACAAGAACUGACACUGAAAAGCUGCACACUUUGGUAGCUGGGGACACCAACUAAUCUGUACCAAGAAAUAAACUUUACAAUGAAUUUAAUUUACUAGAAUAAACAGAUAUCUACACCUGACUACGAUCAUGAAAAAAUGAUAUUAGGCACCCCUUGGUUUCUUUUUUUUUUUUUUUUGUUCAGGUAAAAAUAAACAUCUCUACAACAACAAAUAGUUAAAAGAAAACAUUGGAAUAUUAAUUCGUCCAUGAAUAUGUAUGCAGCAGAUAAUCAGACAAAUAACACCAAAAUCUCUGUCUUUCUUCCUUUAGCAUGUUUAAAUUCUGAGUUUUUUUUUAUUUAUUUAUUCAUCAAGCUUUAAGAGAAAUAUAGUAUUACUUCACAAGCGACACAGCUGAAGCAUAUGUUUCACUGAAAGAGCAGGAAACCCAUGAAGUAUCUUACAAUAUAAAGCAGAAUCCUAACUUUCUCUUAAAAUAUUGGAUACACACAAAAAAGGGAUAUACAAUCUAAAUGAAAGAGAACUGGUCCAAACCCACUCCAAACAUCACAGAGGAGAUCACCUUGUUUUAUCAUAACAUCAGAUCAGAUAAUAAGAGACAAAAGAGAAACUCAAAAGAGUCUUGCGGGGUUAAGAAUGAGUGCUCUCGCUGCUGUGUUUGCAUUAGAAAGGGUUUUGAGGGAUCACAGCGCAGCUCAAAAUACUUUAAAUAGAAUGUUUUAAUGUGAGUGCACGUUGGGACCAUGGAAUGUUGGUUUUCAAUCUCAGACACAUGCAUAUAUGCUUGCAUGGAAAACCAGCGUGGUUGUUUUUUCAAUCAUCUAUUCAAGGAUUUCCUGGUGGGCUUUUUCUCUUAAAAAACAAAUGUGCAUCAAACAAAGAUACGCUUGUUACUUUUGUGAGAGACAAAUUAAAACAUUAGAAAGCAGCUCUGAUGCUUCACCUAGGAACAAUAAAGACUCUAAAACAGCAGUUAAAGUUGCAAAGUUUAUAUCAGCUCAUGUUUCCCCAAAUAAGAAAUGCCUAUUGAAUUUCUGUUUCGUUAAAUUCACAGACCUUAAUGGAUUUUACCUGGAUUUGUUGAGAGAGAGAGACACAAAAUAAUGCAUGGCCAUAAAGCCAUAGGAAAAUGAUAGAUGAUUUUCAAAUUGUUAUACAACUAAAGAUUUAAAAGGCGUGCUCUGUGUUAACAUUCACAGCUCCUAAGCCAUUAUUUUGAAGAACCAUGUUCUAAUCAAAACAUCUCUUAGACAGGUAUGGGAAUGAAAACAUUGAAAUACAGUAUUUUCUCAAUAUCAAGUUCAGUCAUACUGAAAGGAGAGCACACAAAAUUAGAUUUCAAGUCUAGUUAGAACUAAAUUUGAGCUGGGCUUAAAUUAAACCAUUCAAACCUACCCUUAGACUACAACAGGCUUCAUCUUUAGGGCGGUUUUCCUUGUGAAAGAUGAACCUCUGCCCAUACACAGUUCAGAAAGUUGAUCUUAUAGCAUCUUCCUGCAUUCAGUUUUACCUAUCUCCUCAUCGGUUCAGACCAUAUUUUCUAACCCAGCUGAAGACAAGACUGCCUGCCACCAUAUUGCUGCCACCACCACGUUUUAUUAAGCAGGUUUUGUCUUUUGGGUGAUUUGCAGUGUCAUUCUGUUGCAUAUACCAUAUUACAUGUGGGGCAAAAAUUCUCAUCUGACUAAAGGACCACAUUCAUUAUAUUUUCUUGUGUUCCCCACACUGAAUAUAACAACUUGGGUUUCCUGUCGGCUUUCUUUCAUAGUUUUAAUUUUAUUAAUGUUUGCAACAAACUUUCAACAAGUUCUCCCUCCUGAGGCGUGGAUCCCUGCAGCUCAUCCGUCGUUAACAGUGGCCUUCAAGCAGCUUCUCUGAUUAAUGCUUUCCUGGUCUAGCUUGACGGUUUAGGUAAACAGCAAUGUCCUGGUAAUGAAUAUUAUUAAAGUUUUAGGAUAUUGUUUAACCCAACCCCUUUAGAUUUGAUGUGCACAUGGGCCUCUUAGUCCAUUUAUGUUCCUUUAAAAAACUCGGCUACAGCUGUAAUUUAGAGAUUGAAUCACACAUGAAUGGAAUAGAUUAAUAAAUAAAUCAUUUCUCGAGGAAUUUGGUUUCACUAUAUUUUU
Molecule: messenger RNA, 4365 nt
Organism: Cyprinodon variegatus (sheepshead minnow)
Lineage: Eukaryota; Metazoa; Chordata; Actinopteri; Cyprinodontiformes; Cyprinodontidae
Gene: bmp2b
Product: bone morphogenetic protein 2
Exons: 3
Coding region: 193-1434 (413 amino acids)
Biological process (GO): negative regulation of transcription by RNA polymerase II; BMP signaling pathway; SMAD protein signal transduction
Cellular component (GO): extracellular region
Molecular function (GO): cytokine activity; BMP receptor binding; growth factor activity
Source: RefSeq, a predicted model, not a curated record